Molecule: messenger RNA, 5621 nt
Organism: Rhinolophus ferrumequinum (greater horseshoe bat)
Lineage: Eukaryota; Metazoa; Chordata; Mammalia; Chiroptera; Rhinolophidae
Gene: ZXDB
Product: zinc finger X-linked duplicated B
Exons: 2
Coding region: 16-2454 (812 amino acids)
Biological process (GO): regulation of transcription by RNA polymerase II
Cellular component (GO): nucleus
Molecular function (GO): transcription coregulator activity
Source: RefSeq, a predicted model, not a curated record
CUCACGGACGCGGAGAUGGAAAUCCCGAGGUUGCUCCCGGCUCGCGGGACGAGACAGGGCGGCGGCGCUGGCAGCCCCGCGGGCGGCGGCCGGGUCCACGGAGGCCCUGACCCGCGGGCUGGCCAGGCCCCCGCGCGCCGCCUCCUGCUGCUCCGGGGGCCCCAAGAUGGCGGGCCCGGGCGGCGGCGCGAGGAGGCCCGCGCGGCCUCACGGGGCCCGGGCCCGAGCCCUUUGGCGCCCAGGCCCGAUCCGGCCGGCGGCGGCGGCGAUGACUUCUUCCUGGUGCUGCUGGACCCGGUGGGUGGCGACGUGGAGAGCGCGGGCGCUGGCCAGGCCGCGGGGCCCGUGUGGGGGGAGGAGGCCGAACGCGGCCCAGGGCUCCCGGGGGGCGAGCGCGGCGCGAACCCCGCGGGCCGCCCCGCGCCGGGCCCCCGCUGCCUGUCGGCGCUCCCCGGCCCGGCGCCGGCCCGGGCCCCGGCACAGGCCCCGGCCCCGGCCCGGGCCCCGAUCCCCGCCCCAGGCCUGGGCCCCGCCGCGGCCUUCGCGGGCACCGUGACCAUCCACAACCAAAACCUGCUGUUGCGCUUCGAGAACGGCGUCCUGACCCUGGCCACGCCCCCGCCGCCAGCCUGGGAGCCCGGGGUCGCUCCUGCCCAGCAGCCCGGGCCCCUGAGCGCCCCGCCGGCGCCAGCGGGCGCCCCGCACGCCGCGCAGCCCGGCGACUGCCCGGAGCUGCCGCCCGACCUGCUGCUGGCCGAGCCGGCCGAACCCGCGCCCGCCCCGGCGCCCGAGGAGGAGGCGGAGGGCCCGGCCGCCGCGGCCAGCCCCCGCGGGCCGCUGGGCCCGGGCUCGGGCAUGCUGCUGUACCUGUGUCCCGAGGCGCAGUGCGGGCAAACGUUCGCCAAGAAGCACCAGCUGAAGGUGCACCUGCUGACGCACAGCAGCAGCCAGGGCCAGCGGCCCUUCAAGUGCCCCCUGGGCGGCUGCGGCUGGACGUUCACCACCUCGUACAAGCUCAAGCGACACCUGCAGUCGCACGACAAGCUGCGGCCCUUCGGCUGCCCGGCCGAGGGCUGCGGCAAGAGCUUCACCACCGUGUACAACCUCAAGGCGCACAUGAAGGGCCACGAGCAGGAGAACUCGUUCAAAUGCGAGGUGUGCGAGGAGAGCUUCCCCACGCAGGCCAAGCUCAGCGCGCACCAGCGCAGCCACUUCGAGCCCGAGAGGCCCUACCAGUGCGCGUUUUCCGGCUGCAAGAAGACGUUCAUCACGGUGAGCGCCCUGUUCUCCCACAACCGCGCCCACUUCAGGGAGCAGGAACUCUUCUCCUGCUCCUUUCCCGGCUGCAGCAAACAGUACGACAAGGCCUGUCGGCUGAAAAUCCACCUGCGGAGCCACACGGGCGAGAGACCUUUCCUUUGUGACUUUGACGGCUGCGGCUGGAACUUCACCAGCAUGUCCAAGCUCUUAAGGCACAAAAGGAAGCACGACGACGACCGCAGGUUCACGUGCCCGGUGGAGGGCUGUGGCAAAUCGUUCACGAGGGCCGAGCACCUGAAAGGCCACAGCAUCACCCACCUGGGCACAAAGCCUUUUGUGUGCCCCGUGGAAGGCUGCUGCGCCAGGUUCUCGGCGCGCAGCAGUCUGUACAUUCACUCCAAGAAGCACGUGCAGGAUGUGGACACCUGGAAGAGCCGCUGCCCUGUCUCCACUUGUAACAAACUCUUCACGUCCAAGCACAGCAUGAAGACCCACAUGGCCAAGAGGCACAACCUGGGCCAGGACCUCUUAGCCCAGCUGGAAGCGGCCAACUCUCUCACGCCCAGCAGUGAGCUCGCCAGCCAGGGACAGAGUGACCUCAGUGAUGCGGAGCUGGUGUCUCUCUUCUCGGACGUGCCGGGCGGCAGUUCCGCGGCAGUGCUGGACACGGCGUUGGUGAACUCUGGCAUCUUGACCAUUGAUGUGGCCUCUGUGAGCUCAACUCUGGCAGGUCACAACAGCAGUUCCCUGGGGCAGGCUGUGGACCCUCGGGCCUUGCUGGCCACCACUGACCUUCCUCAGAGUCUGGAUACCUCUCUCUUUUUUGGAACGACCGCCGCCGCUUUUCAGCAGAACCCCUUAGACAUGGAUGAUGUCUCGAGUCCAAGUGCGGGGCCUCUGGGGCCUCUGGGCUCCUUGCUUUUGAAAAACUCCGCCCAGGAGCCCCAAGCUCUGACCCCCAGCAGCAAGCUGACAGUGGACACGGAUGCCCUCACUCCGUCCAGCACCCUUUGUGAAAACAGUGUCUCGGAACUACUGACGCCAACCAAAGCAGAGUGGAACGUGCAUCCUGACUCUGACUUCUUUGGGCAGGAAGAAGAAACCCAGUUUGGAUUCUCCAAUCCAGCAGGAAGCCAUGGCUGUCAGAAAGAAACGGAUCUUAUCACAGUGACUGGCAGCUCGUUUUUGGUAUGAACGAACUCUACUCAUUCCUCGCCACGUGGCUUACUUUUCUUACUUACACCCAGUUUUGAGGAUGUUGUGGACUAAAUGUUUAAAGGCAUUCGUUUGUUUUAAAUAGUUAUGACAAAGGACAGAGCCCUGGGUUACAAGUUGGGAGAAGUAAAUUCUGAUCUUGAGUCUGGAACUGACCAGUUGUGCCACCCUGAGCAAGUCACUUAACCUAUCUGAGCCUUAAUUUACUUAUUUAUAAAAUGAGGUGGUUUGAAUAGAUUGUUUCCAACGUCUUUUUUUUGCAGCUGUGGGAAUCCUUGAUAAUACACUUCUGAGCAAUGACAUUUUUUAGUGAUUGUGUUGCAUGUGCUUUUUUUCAAACAUGCAUAAAAUGCCCAUAAUUAUAUAAUGAGCAUCUAUGUACUUUGCACCCAACAUCAACAAUUAUCAAUUCAUGAACAAUGCUGUUUAUGUAAUCUCCACUAUAGCGCACUUCCAGUAUUAUUUUGUAAUAAGUACCAGACAUAUCAUCAUCAUAUGGUUGAAAUCAACCAUAAAUAUUCAAUAUAUAGCUCUGUAAGUUAUGGUCUUUUGGAAAAGAAAACUACAAUUCCAUUAUCACACUGAACGUUAAUUAUCUUAAUACUAAUAAGUGUUCUGUCAGUGUUACAACAUCCAGUUGUCUCAUAAAUGCUACUUUAAUUUUUUUUUUAAGGAGGGUGCAGCUCACAGUGGCCCAUGAGGCGAUCGAACUGGCAACCUUGGUGCUACCAGCACUGUGCUCUAACCAACUGAGCUAACCAGCCACCCCAAUAUUUUUUAUAAUUAGAAUUCCAAUAAGUCUCUUAAGUGUCUUUUUAAUGUUUUCUUUAAUUUAUUAUUUUAAUUUUUAUUUCCAGUUACAGUUGAUAUAUAACAACAUGUGUUAAUUUCAGGUGUACAACAUAGUGAUCAUACAUUUAUAUAACUUAGGAAGUGAUCACCAUAAUAAGAAGUGUCUUUUUAAUCUAUUUAUGUCCCCUUUGCCUCUUUUUUUCUUGCAACUUUAUUCAUUUAGGAAAUGAGGUUGUUUCACAUGUAGCAUUUGCUUAGGCUUUGUUGAUUGCAUCCCUGAGGUGUUAAGUUCCUCUACCCUCUGUUCCCUCAAUUAAAUAGUUGGAUCUAGAGACUUGAUCACAUUGGAAAUGGGAGUUUUUCAUUGGUUGUGUUAUGUUUUUCUAUCAGGUGGCACAUAGUGUUUGGUGUUAUCUCGUGAUAUCCACAGCUGCUGCUGUUCAUUGCAUUAAUUCAUGAUUACCUGUGCUUCUGAUAUCAUGAAUUGUUGUAGAAUUACUAUUAACGGAGGAAGAAAUGCUGUUUAAGGCAUUUAUAAAAUAUUAAUGGAAAUAUUCAAUGCUAAAAUAUUUUCUUAAAUAAUGGUAGAACUAACAAGAAAAAAAAGGAGCAAAAAACAUGUUGGCUGUUCUCUCCGUUUAUCUUCCUGACCUCCUUUGAUAAUGGGAGGCUUCCUUGUAGAAAUUGCCAGCCAGGAUUUUGACAUGAAACAGACCCAGGGUCAAAUUUGUGGUGGAUAAGUGGCCUUGAAUAAAUUAGUGUCACUGAGCCUCAGUUUCCUAGCUGUUAAAUAGUAAUAGCAGUGCACAUAGAUAGCUAACACACCUUAGACUUUUCCAGUUUUUAAUAUGUAAGGAAAAAUACGCACUUUGGCAUAUUUUGAUGACUUUCUAUAAUCUUUUUACCCUUUCAUUCCUUCUACUCUAAGGGAGAAAUUGGGAUAAUUUAGUCCUGUUCAUGUUCUGACAAUAAGAUUUGUGAGGGGUAGGGUGAAGCAGAACAGGGAAUCUUUUUUCCCUCCACUGAAUAAUUCACCCCAACCCCUGGAAUUUCUGUGGGGAAAUGCCAGGAGAGGAGACAUUCCUCACAGGUGUUUCUGCAUCCCUCUCCAUUAGAUCAUUUUAACGCCAUCUUUGUUCUGCUUCCAAAGUCAGACUUCGCUAUGACUGUGGAUCCUGCUGUUUCAUGAAACUCUGAUAAUGGAGCAGAGGUUUCCUCCUCUCUCUGGUCUGAAGAGCUCAUUGUUUGCACUUUCCCAGAGUUGGAAGGAAAGAUUGGAUCUGAAUAUUGUGUAAACCGUUGUCUUAUAUGAGUGUAGCGUUUUGAAUUUUGUGGAACAUCUUCACAGCUGGUGAAGAUGAGGAAAUCUUAUUUGUUGUUCAGAAUGACCCUGUGAGGUAGUUUUGGCAAAGUCUGUUCUAUGAGUCAUGUGACAAUUUAGCUAACUCACAUUCCAAAUGGCCUUUGGCUAGUAACUGACAUUUCUAUAUAUAGCUUAAAAAAGAAAAAUUCCUUUUACCUCUCCCUUCCCACCCAUCCAACUUUCAUGAUUCAUUGCUGUGUCCUAGCUGCUUUUCCCACUUUAGUUGGUUACUUCCUGCUUCCUUUCUCCCCACUCCACUCCACUCCCUUGCAUGUGCAUUCCAGUCCUUCCCAUGCCUUUUUUUAUUUUUUAAUAGCUAGAUCUCUUCCUGUCACUAUCCCUCAGACAUUAUCCUCAUGGCCCAUUUUCUUCCAAUGAUAACAUUUCCUGAGUGUACACUGCAGUUCUGCGUGUACAGUAAGAAGUUAUUUUCUGAGCUUAGAUAAUACUGUGUGUAUGUAUAUGUGAUGUGGCGCCGAUAAUAAGAGAUUAUUUUCUAUACUGCUCAUAUGAGAAGUGGAUUUGUUUCAUUAUUUCUAUUUUUUAAAAGUUUUUGUGAAGGACUUCUGCUAAUACUUAUUUGCUGUAGUGUAUUAGUCCAAUAGUGUUUGCAUGUGAAUGUCUAUGGAUGACAGUUAUUGUAGCACUUUGGCAGUGCACUAAAAAUUUGCCACUUUGGAAUAUUUCUGUACUGUGUGUGUGAGUAUACACACAUAUAUUUUUACAGUGAUUGUAUUCAUUUAGUGAAAAACAAAACUUAGUCAUACUUUUGUAAAUCAAAAAAAUGCUCAAAAUGUCAUUGUGUCUACUCAUUCAAUGGUUUUCUUUCUUUGUUAUGAAAAUACUUAUAUUCAUAAAGUGCAUUGCAAAAAUAUUGUCAAUCAUUAAAGCCUCUUAAAUAGACCACUAUAUUUCAUGUCUGACAAAUAUGAGUGUCAAGUAUUGAAAUGAACACACAAGUAGUGAACAUGAAAUAAAUUAUUUAAACAUG